UCUCAAUUCGGCUUACUGCAUUGCUGGAGCCGCGUCGUAUACACUUUUAUGUUGGUGCGUAUACGUCAAAUAAGCCUCGAUCGCAAUUUGUGAUUUGUUGAAGCGUCGAGAGGCACAUAUGCUUGUUUUGAUCAAUUCCUCAGAAUUCGUUAUAAAGGAAUUUGAGCCGGAUUAUUUUGAACAAUCCUUCAUGUGCACCCCUGAGUGCAAAUUGUAUGGUUUGUGUGCGUAAAGAAGCAGAAACGUCUUUACACGACAUGCCGGCGACGCCCAUUGAGGAUUGUUAGUCAUACUCUUUACACUGUGGAGUGGACGCUGCUGCUCUUGGGAGUGCAAGCCAGCUUUACAAGCAGUUGUGUGAAAGAGAAAUUUAGUCGAACCCCGGGACGAGCAGUGCAAAUUCUACCUGCGAUUAUCGCACCAUCGGAAAGACUUGCAGGUGUUGUCGGGACUUGGACACCAUGGACAGCAAAGGCAGAAAAGUCAUCGUUUGUGACAAUGGAACGGGGUUUGUCAAAUGUGGUUAUGCAGGAGCAAACUUUCCUGCUCAUAUAUUUCCAUCGAUAGUUGGACGUCCCAUUAUCAGAGCAGCCAACAAAAUAGGAGACAUCGAUGUUAAGCAAGAACUUUCUGUCCGUGAUCUUAUGGUUGGUGAGGAGGCAAGUAAAUUGCGAUCCAUGUUGGAAAUAAGUUAUCCAAUGCAAAAUGGGAUUGUAAGAAAUUGGGAAGAUAUGUGUCAUGUGUGGGACUACACUUUUGGACCAGAAAAAAUGAACAUCAAUCCAAGGGAAUGUAAAAUCCUAUUAACAGAACCACCCAUGAAUCCCAUAACAAACAGGGAAAAAAUGAUUGAAGUAAUGUUUGAAAAGUAUCAAUUUGCCGGGAUGUAUAUUGCAAUUCAAGCAGUGCUGACGUUGUAUGCACAAGGCCUGAUUAGUGGUGUUGUUGUCGAUUCUGGUGAUGGUGUUACACACAUUUGUCCAGUCUACGAAGAGUAUGCAUUGCCCCAUCUUACACGGCGACUGGACAUUGCUGGUCGCGAUAUCACGAUGUAUCUUAUCAAGCUAUUGCUCCAACGUGGUUAUGCUUUCAAUCAUUCCGCUGACUUUGAAACCGUAAGAAUGAUCAAAGAAAAGCUGUGUUAUAUUGGUUAUGAUAUUGAGACAGAAGAAAAACUAGCACUCGAGACUACCGUUCUAGUAGAAUCCUAUACAUUACCUGAUGGUAGAGUUAUUAAAGUCGGCGGUGAAAGGUUUGCUGCUCCUGAAGCACUUUUUCAACCACACCUUAUCAAUGUGGAGGCUCAGGGUAUCGCAGAACUUGUUUUCAAUACAAUUCAAUCCGCAGAUAUUGAUAUGCGGAGCGAGCUUUACAAACAUAUUGUUCUCAGUGGUGGUAGUACUAUGUAUCCUGGAUUACCAUCAAGACUUGAACGAGAAAUCAAACAGCUGUAUCUACAACGAGUACUUAAAAACGACAUCUCUAAACUCAAUAAAUUCAAAAUUAAAAUCGAAGAUUCACCACGAAGAAAAGAUAUGGUAUUUAUUGGUGGAGCAGUAUUAGCCGAAAUAUCUAAAGACCGCGACAACGUUUGGAUUCUACGCGAGGAGUACGAGGAAAAAGGAUUGAAUGUUAUGAAAAAACUAGGCUCGCGUUACGCCUGAGAUUAAGAAGAACCGUCCCAAACUUCAUGCUGUAAGAGAUAAUAGAAGAAAUGCAUUUACUAGUACCUAUUAUAUGUGAAAACUGCGUUUUUUUGUCACUGAUACGCGUAUGUAUAUAACAUACAGUGACGAUAGACGGAGAUGAACUACAUAGGCGUAGAUCGUGUAUAGAGCGUACUCUUCUAUGCAGUUAGCUGUUAGCUGCAUAAUUUAGUUCACACAUAGGAACGAGGAGUGACGAAAAUCUAAUAGUAAAAACUAAUCUAUACUUGAAAAAAAUAUAUAUAUAAUAGAUACGCUCAAAGUGCAUACAGUUUUUAUAAGAAGAAUAAAGUCAUAUUUAUUAAUUUCUUUUGUUAUUCCAGCGUCGAUGAUUGUAUCAUGUGCCGAGCAGUAUAAUCUUGACGUUUUAUUUCUGCAUCGACAGAAAAUGUGCAUUUUUUUUCAUACGAGGGAUGAUUCAAUGACAUUCCGAAACUUUUUUCCGUCGAUGUGUAUAAUUUUGUAAAUAUGAAUCUAACUUUUAUUAUUAUACAUUAAAGAGAGAAAAAAAACAAAUGAUGAU
This is a messenger RNA of Trichogramma pretiosum, 2229 nucleotides long. RefSeq names its product actin-related protein 2 (gene Arp2). Bases 462 to 1664 code for a protein of 400 amino acids. The record is from RefSeq and is a predicted model, not a curated record. NCBI's taxonomy places the organism in Eukaryota, Metazoa, Arthropoda, Insecta, Hymenoptera, Trichogrammatidae. Gene Ontology annotation, molecular function: actin filament binding. Gene Ontology annotation, biological process: Arp2/3 complex-mediated actin nucleation. The transcript has 8 exons. Gene Ontology annotation, cellular component: actin cortical patch; Arp2/3 protein complex.